AGUUUUUUAAGAUGUUUUUUACGAAUUUCAUUUCUCUUAGAUUCAAGCAAAUUUUGAAUUCCCUGUAACCGUCUGGGGAAAAAUAUUAGCUGUCUAAAAAUUGAAGUGAAAUGAAGACUACUUUAGUCGUUUGUUUUUGUUGUUGUUUUGAUAAAUGAAAGCAAAUCAGCAAAAAUCGAGAACUAUUUAAUUUUUUUUUAAUUAUUUAAAAAUGAUUAGUAUUUUAUUGAGCCUUAAUUUUAUGGACAAAAAUUAAGGACAUUUUAUUGUCAUUUAAUACUUACUGAAUGAUUUAAGAUUAAAGAUAUUUUUAAUUUGAUGAAUAUUUAUAUUUUGUAUUCAUAACUUUUUCAUCAUGAAUAUUAGCGUAUUCCUUUUAACUUUACUGGUCAUUUCAAGUAUUGAAGCUGAUCAGCGCCUGUACUGUGUAUCCUGGGCUGGAAUGAUACGUGAAUUAGUUCAUGGCCCUCAGCAAGUUAACUGUACUGUAAAUACUAAUUGUACUGGAAUAUCAUGUUCAAUUCAUGAAUUUGGUUAUGACAUUACUGGAGGAUUAUCUGUUAAUGCCUGUGAAACUCCUACAAGUGUAACUUUAAAUAUUGAUGUUCCUAAGUUAAAUAUCAGAAAUUGGCAGAAGAAAUUUUAUCAUGGAGAUAAAUUUUCAUUAACGGAAACUUUGGAUGGUGUAAUUGAUGUUCUCAAACAAAAAGACAAAUAUAUUUUAAGCCUUGCUUUGGAUAUUCCAUCUGGAUUGAAGUCAGACUCACCUUUGCUUCAUUACUUAAUACCAUCUAUGGCAUCAAGCACUCGAUACCAAGUAUUUAAAAAUGUUUCAGUUUUUGUUCCUGACUGCAAAUUACUUAAUAAUUCUGGGAACUCAACUGAACCAUCUGCUGUGACAUCCAAUGUUUUACCAUUGCUCUCAUCUAAGUAUAAAACGCAUAGUAACUGUACAAUUUUGAAUAGCUCUUGCCCUGUGAAUGAAAUGUGUCUUCAAAUUAGUAAGUCUGGUCCUGAAGGAUUCUGUGUUUGCCUCACAGAUUUUACUCGUGAUAUCAAUGGAACUUGUAUUAUGAAUCCUACCGUAAGCACAACUGUAGAAACACCAGCAGAACAUCUACACCCUAACAAAAAAACAUCUACAAAAUCAUUGCUCCUCACAGCAAUUCUUGUACCAAUAUCAGUGAUUGUUAUAGCUGUUGCUCUUGUCUACAUCACAAUUAGAUAUCGUGUGUUUCAGCAUCUGAGAAGGAGGCUGAGGGUUCAGGUGUAUGAGCAUGUUCUUUUAGGUCAAGAGGAAGAUGAUGAUGAAGAGUCACUGAACCCUGUGGCUUAAAAAUCAUUGUUCAUAGCUGCUUAGCUAAGAAUUUCCAGAUUUGUAUUUGGAUCUUCAUUGUUGAAACUGAAAAACUUAAGUUUUGGCUUUAAAAUUUUCAUGAUCUGAAUUGUAUAGUAUUAUUUUGUUAAACAUAAUGCUGAGAGGAUUCAAGUUUUAAAAUUUAUCUAGCUUUGAUGUCACUAACUCAAAUAGAGACAGUUAAGAUUUGGGUGGUCAGAAAUCAAAUGAUUAAAAUUUUCAUGUUCUGAAUGGUAUUAUAUUAUUUUAUUAUACACAAUGCUGAAAUGAUUCUUAAAAUUAUAAACUUUCAAAAUGAUUCUAAAUUUAAGGAAGACACUAAAAUUUGGGCUAUCAAUAAUCAGAUUAUUUUAAAAAAAUUUUGCAAAGUAAUGUGUUUUUUUUUUUUUUUUUUAAAUUUAUAUAGCCUGUCUUUACCUCAAAAGUACAAAAACAAUAGUAUCAAAUUUUGUAUUAUCUUGCUUUAAAUGUUAUGUAACUUGCUUUAAAAUUAAAGUUAUUAUUGAAAUGAAGUAGAGGGAUAAGAUUUCGUAAGUGACUUACAGGUUUUAACUUUUUUUUUAUAGAUAUAUAUUUAUGGGAAAUAUAUAUUUUUCAAAAGUUUUUUUUUUUUUAAGUUGCUUGCACUUAUAUUGUUCAUAUUGGAAUAUAAUGAAUUUUAUAAUUUUCAUUAAGUAAGUGGCUUAUUCUCUUAUUGAAGCUGUCUAAUUGUAGAUUUUCAGUUUCUAAAACUAGCAGCUAUGUUCUUUAGAUCUUAUUACAUAUUGUGAUAUAUAUAUAAUUACAGUUUUAUUCUCAGUUGUUCGCAUGUAUUAUUACUUUUUUUUAGAAUGUAUAGUUGAUUUAUUCCAGAAUUUUUGUUCUUGUUUUACUUAGCCUAUUUUGUAAAUACUGAAAAUGUCAAUCAAAUGCUUUUGUAUAUCAGGAGAUAGUAAAUUUUAUUAGGAUAUAGAGUUAACUAGUUUUUUAAAGUAAAUAAAAAUUUGGCCAACUGUUAAUUAUCCUACACUGGUUGUAUUUAUAUAAAAGCUGUUAUUAACAUAUUUGGUUAAUUUUUUUUUUUUGUAUACGAUUAUGAUCAAUAAUUCAUUGAUACUAUGAAGAAAGUGAUUUACUAAUUGUUUAACAGUUUAUUUCUAAUAUUUCUAUCAGUUUAGUAGAUCAUUAAACAUAUUCCAAAACAUAUCAUUUUAAAUUAUAAGCUGAUCCUUUUUGUUUUUGUUAAAUUAGUGGGUAAAUUCCAUUUAGUAUCUUUCUUCCAGUAUAAAAAUGUCAUUAAAUGUUGAAUUCAUUUUAACUAUGUUUAUUUUAAACCUAAUUUAAACUAGUGUUUUUGACUUAUAAUUAACCUAUAAUUGCAUUAUUAAUUUCAUUUUAACCAUAAUGCUGCUAAAAUGUAAGGACUUUUAAAUUUAUAGUAGACAUUUUUUUUUUCACAUUGAAAGCAAGUAUUUUCUGUUGGUAUUUUUUAAAACAUUUUUUGUUCAUAAUUAUU
Messenger RNA from Parasteatoda tepidariorum (common house spider), 2852 nucleotides. RefSeq lists its product as uncharacterized. NCBI's taxonomy places the organism in Eukaryota, Metazoa, Arthropoda, Arachnida, Araneae, Theridiidae. The record is from RefSeq and is a predicted model, not a curated record.